Fusarium proliferatum ET1 is the source of this 4581-nucleotide messenger RNA. RefSeq lists its product as uncharacterized. The transcript has 3 exons. Gene Ontology annotation, biological process: nucleoside metabolic process. The record is from RefSeq and is a predicted model, not a curated record. Gene Ontology annotation, molecular function: ATP hydrolysis activity; protein binding. Lineage: Eukaryota; Fungi; Ascomycota; Sordariomycetes; Hypocreales; Nectriaceae. Bases 1 to 4581 code for a protein of 1526 amino acids.
AUGAGUAGAAGAAAGAUCCCCCUGCAGGAGUUCACGGUUGGAUGGGUUUGUGCGCUCCCAAUCGAGCUCGCCGCGGCGCAGGAGAUUCUAGAUGAACGGUACCAGGACCUAUCAUACCAGGACGCCAAUGACACCAACCUAUAUACGCUUGGCUGUAUUAAUAACCAUAACGUUGUUAUUGCAUGCCUUCCGGCAGGUCAGUUAGGAACCAGUUCUGCUGCUGUCAUGGCCGCCCGGAUGAAGUCAACCUUCACAGCGAUUAGGUUCGGCCUGAUGGUGGGAAUUGGAGGCGGUGUACCAAGCGACCAAGCAGAUAUUCGGCUCGGGGAUGUCGUCGUUAGCCAGCCGACGAAACACAACGGAGGAGUCGUUCAGUAUGAUAUGGGAAAGGUUAGACCGCGCACUUGUGAACGAACAGGUUCACUCAAUUCGCCACCGGAAAUCUUACUCAACGCACUGUCGAAAUUCAAGACCAAUGAACUGCGAGGGAUGAGUAAUUUUGCAUCGCGGCUAUCCAUAUUGAACAGUUCACCAGUGUUCACGUCUGAGAAUGCAGGACCCGACAUAUUAUUUGAAUCAACCUACGAGCACGUCGGCGGGGACAGAUGUGAAAGGUGUGAUAUUGACAGACAGAUCCGGCGGCAAGCCUAUGAAAGUCGAGGGUGUACCGUUCAUGACGGCACCAUCGCCUCCGGCAAUCAGGUUAUGAGAGACAGUAAGUUAAGGGACCAAGUUAGCCGGGCGCUUGGUGGAGUACUUUGCUUCGAGAUGGAAGCAGCAGGACUUAUGAACAGUUUCCCCUGUCUUGUUAUUCGAGGUAUCUGUGACUAUGCAGAUUCUCACAAGAACAAGAGAUGGCAGCCUUAUGCGUCGGCGGCCGCAGCCUUGUGCGCGAAGGAGAUCCUGUCAAUUAUCCCACAAACCGAAGUGCGAGAAACUCAAAGAGCCCAAGGAAUGUUCUUAUCUGAAUUCCUACGAUCUAUCAUUGAUGGUGUAGAUCCACAGCCGUUCCUUGAAGUACUAUCAAACAGGGGCCAUGGCCAAGAGAUACCUAAAGUUACCAUCGAUUGUCAACAGCAGAAAUUUCAUUGGGUCUUCAAGAAUAUUGAUUUUAAACACUGGGUGCAAUCCAGCCUUUCAAAGGGGCUCUGGCUCUCUGGCCCGCCCGAAUGCGGUCUCUACGAAGUUUCAUCAUACAUUGCGGAACCGGAAAAUACCACUUGGACUCCUGGCAGCGUUCUACGAUUUUUCUGCUCAUUAAAGAAAGGUGACGAGACAAGUGCUAAACUUGUUCGAAGGCUCCUGUUUGAAAUCAUCUACAGGUCAUCGACGCAGCAAGUAUCCAUUAUUAAAGAGUUUCUUCAUACCCUACGCGAGAGACUAGUGAAACGACGCGAAAGGGAUACCGAACGGCACGAAAGAGGUGAAGAACGGCGGGCGGCACCGAAGGUAAUUUCCGAAUGGCACCAUAAAUUAGACACUGUCUUCAAAGACGACGGCCGUCCGCAUGAAGUGAUAAAGACAAUGCUUGAAGAAGCCUCGGCAUUUGAUCAUUGGGCCGCUUUACAGGCAGCUCUGGAUAUUGAACAAGACUUAGAAAUGCUGAUCAUUAUCGACGGACUGGACGAUAUUGAAGAUCACAGAAAUGAAUUCAAGGAUGGGGUUCGUGGCUUUGUUGAUUAUCUUCUAGGACGGACGACAACAGCUAAGAUUUUACUCACGAGUCGACCACGAGCUGACUUGAAGGAACUCUUUACCGGGUUACCGUGUAUCGAAUAUGACAAAGAGAGAAAAGAUUGCCUUGCUAGUCUAUACUUCGAUAACUCCCGUUAUGGUAGGAUCUCAGAAGAACAUGAAGGCUCCCUCAAGUGGAUCUGGACACAUACUCAGUGCUUGAAAUGGUUAGCAGCAGACGCCUCCCGGCUCUUAUAUCUCCAAGGAAAGCCUGGCAGUGGAAAGAGCACACUUACAAAAUACUUUGCAAAGCUUUUGCUGGAGCGGGAACUGAGUGUGAAACCUGCGAUUCUGGCCACGUUCUUCUACAGUUGGAGAGAGGGAGAGGCCCAAAGAAGUCACUACAACAUGCUUCGAUCGAUCCUCUACAGCAUCCUAAACCAACACGAGGCUUUCUUUUACCAUCGCUUCCAAAAUGAAUAUCGUCGUAAAUUGGCUGAAGGCGGUAGUUGCGAUGGAGGUCUCGUAUCAUGGGACUAUUUGUCGUUGAAGAAUCUCCUUUCAUCUCUACGAGAUUACGCAGAACAGGAACGGUUCUAUCUUAUCAUCGAUGCAGUCGACGAAUCCGAUGACAAGGACAGACGCGAGAUUCUAGAUUUACUGCUUGGCAUUUGUUCGGAGACGAAAGUCUGCUUUAUAAAGGUGUUUAUGGCAAGUCGACCAGUCGCAGCUCUCGAACGCCGAAUUAGCGAAUUUCACAGCUUCAUUCGACUACAGGACGAGACACAAUCGGAUAUCUUUAACUUCGCCAGUGCAUUUCUACAACGCGUGGAUUUUCCACAGUUUGUUGAUCAAGCAAGAAGAUAUAUGGUUGAGAAUGCCAAUGGUGUAUUCUUGUGGGUAAAGCUGGUUGGAGAGGAAUUGCUCGCCUACGAUGAGCAAGGCUGUGCUGAGGAAGACAUAUUUGAGUUUUUGAGGAGUCUUCCUACCGAGCUGGACGAACUCUACCAACGAAUGCUUGAUAAAAUGACUGCAAGAACAGACAAAGAACAGAGAGAUGGAGUCAAGAUGUUUCGCUUCGUUUUGUUUGCUGGCCGUCCGCUUUCGGUUCGCGAGCUCCUCCAUGCUCUUGGUAUUCCGGAUAGCCCUGAACCAGAAUUCCUAGCCUCAGAAGAUCUGUUCCAAAGACGAAUUCCGCAUGAAAGACGCAUCGUACAUUGCGGUGGCAAUUUCCUGGAAAUCAAGCAGCACAACAGUACUUGGACCUCCAGCUCUUCAGGAAAAGCUACAGUCCAGGCUAUGCACCAAACGGUCCGCGAAUUCUUUCUCCGUCCUAAUGGGUAUGUAGCAAUGUCCAAGUUCAAAAUGGUCGGAGACGACGCUCACGUUUCUAUGGCUAUUACCUGCAUCCGAUACCUCAUGCUUUGCACUGCAAACAUGGCAACAAGACCCUCGGAUGUCAGGAAGUGGAAUUUGCAAGAUUUCGUAAGCUGUGUUCAUCAUAUUAAUCAGAGGCCGCUGGCAAGCUAUGCUCUGGCGCAUCUCAAAUAUCACCUGGAUCGUUGCCGGGGAGAUGCCUAUGUCCGGAGAUUGAAGACCCAGUUUAUCGAUGAAUUGAUUCGCACUUCUGAUGGGGCUACCUAUCUGCUAGAAAGGUGGGCAAGAUCACAACUCGGGGAAACUUUACUCAGCGAGCAAUCAAACUCUAUUGCAGAGACAUUCAGAGAUAUGGCUCUGAAUACAGCAGUCAACAAUGGGUUUUCAGAAGCAACUGAGGUGUUGGCUCUGGCUGGAACUAAUAUUCAACUGAAAGACAAGAAUGGACGCGCCCUAUUAUCAUUGGCGGCAGCUUCAGGGCAUAAAGCGGUGGUACAUAUGCUGCUAGAGUGCCAGGCAGACCCUGAUACAACAGAUAAUGAUGGAAGGACGCCGUUAAGCUGGGCUGCGAGGAACGGGUUUGAGACAGUAGUGAGGAUAUUGCUUGAGCGAACUUCAUAUGGUGGCCCGGAGAAGGAUGGCAUGACACCACUAUGUUGGGCAUCCAUGAAUGGGCACAAGCCUGUGGUGCGGCUACUACUAGACCAUGGGGCAGAUCCUAAUGUGGUGGAUAACAAUGGGUGGACUUCGCUUGGUAGAACGACAAAGAAUGGGCAUGCAACUACUGUGGAAUUACUACUUCAGGAAGGCGCAAAAAUUGACACGAGGAACAAGGCCGGGAGGACAGCCUUAAACUUGGCAGCUAGAAGUGGGCAUGAGGCUCUAGUGCGGUUGUUGCUAAGAUUUGGCGCGGAUGCCAAAGCAGAAGACAAGGCAGGAUUAACAGCAUUAUACUGGGCUGCCCGAAAUGGGCAUAAGACUGUGGUGCAACUCUUACUAGAGCACGGGCAUCAUGGGGUUAUUGAUGCCAUGGAUAAAAAAGGACAGACAGCUCUCAUAUGGGCUGCGAGAAAUAAGGAUAAAGAGACAGUGCGACUUCUCUUACUGCACCAAGCAUAUGUCGAUAUAAUGGAUAAAGGUGGGUCAACAGCGUUAAUAUGGGCAGUCAGAAAAAGGGACAUGGAAAUAGUCCAGGCACUCUUGGGGCAGAAAGUAGAUAUCGACACAAAAGACGACGAAGGAUCUUCGGCGCUAUUAUGGGCAACUAGGAAUGGGGAUAAGGCCAUGUUGCAGCUAUUCUUGGACUUUGGGGCAGACAUUCAUGCAAGGGGCCGGUACGGAUGGACGGCGUUGCACUGGGCAGUCUUGGCUAGGCACAGAGCAAUCGUUCAAUUACUGCUGGACUAUAAUGUGGACAUUGAAAUUAGGGAUGACGAGGGAUACACAGCACUAUCAUGGGCCAUCAGACAUGGGUAUGAGGAUAUAGCAGGGUUAUUGCUGGGGAGUAAGAAUACUGAACCAGAGGAGUAA